Molecule: messenger RNA, 1287 nt
Organism: Cyphellophora attinorum
Lineage: Eukaryota; Fungi; Ascomycota; Eurotiomycetes; Chaetothyriales; Cyphellophoraceae
Product: Leucine aminopeptidase 1
Exons: 2
Coding region: 1-1287 (428 amino acids)
Biological process (GO): proteolysis
Molecular function (GO): metalloexopeptidase activity
Source: RefSeq, a predicted model, not a curated record
AUGCGGAGCCUCGCUGCACUGGUCCUCGCGGCUGCUUUAGCAGAUGCACUCAGUAUCAGGCCACAGAAGCCUAUUAGUCUCACCGAUGAUGCGGUCAAUUCAUGGACCUCUGGGCAACCUCUGGACUGGCAGAAACUGUGGGAACAACGAGGUCGCCCAUCACAAGAAGCAUGGCAAGAGAUGGAGGAUAGCGACCCAUACAUCCUGUCCUUGAGAAGAGACCGUGCUGAGGAGCGGAGUUUGAUCGAGACAGAGCCCGGAGUGACCAUGUGGGUGGCUGAGUCCCAGAAGUGGGAAUUAAAGAGAAAUGGAACGAACUUCAUGGAUAUCACAGCUACUGGUGAUAUAGAUCUUGUUGCGCAAUCGUCCAAACGAGCGACCGUCACAUACCCUGCGAAGCCAGAGUACAAUAUAACAGUCAAGAAGCUGCAGAAGGGUCUAGACAAGUCCAACAUGCGCAAGCAUCUCGAGAAAUUCACGUCGUUCCACACCCGGUACUACAAGAGCGACCACGGCAAAGCAUCUGCGGAAUGGCUGUACGGUCAGAUCAACGACAUUCUGGAGGCCUCUGGUGCCGCGAAACACGGUGCUACAGUGACCAGAUUUCCCCACGAGUGGCAGCAAUUCAGCAUCAUCGCCAGGAUUCCCGGGAAGAGCAACCAAACUGUUGUCGUCGGUGCUCAUCAAGACAGCAUAAACCUGUUCCUGCCUUCGAUAUUCGCCGCUCCUGGAGCAGAUGAUGACGGAAGUGGCACAGUAACGAUUCUGGAGGCUCUCCGUGUCCUCCUACAGUCCGACGAUGUGGUGAAGGGCAAGGCACCCAAUACUAUCGAAUUCAUGUGGUAUUCCGCUGAAGAAGGAGGCCUGCUGGGCAGCCAGGAGAUCUUCAAGUUCUACGCUCAGGACAAACGCGACGUCAAGGCCAUGAUUCAACAGGACAUGACUGGCUAUGUCACCAAGACUCUGGAAGCUGGAGAGCCCGAGUCUGUUGGCGUCAUAACCGACUUUGUUGACGUUGGACUCACCGAAUUUAUCAAGAAGGUCGUGACCGAGUAUUGCGACAUCCCAUACGUACUUACUAAGUGCGGUUAUGCUUGCAGCGAUCAUGCAUCUGCAUCAAAGUACGGCUAUCCUUCGGCAUUCGUGAUAGAGUCAGACUUCAAGUAUUCGGACAACAAAAUUCAUACGACGGGCGACACAAUUGAUCUGCUCAGCUUCGAUCACAUGCUUCAGCACGCGAAGAUGACGCUUGGUUUCGCUUACGAGAUGGCGUUUGCGAAGUUUUGA